CCGAUGUUUAUGUUUACAUUUUUGUUUUUGUUUUCUAAAUUGUUUAAUUGUUGAUUAGAAAAUGACUUUACUCCGAUUUAAUCAGAUUACUAAUUUCACUGAAAGUGAAUUGGAUGCACUAAUUGUUUCUGGUAUCUCGACCAUUCAGACAUUCCUGUUUAAAGAAGCUUCAUCAAUAUCUAAAUCAACUUCAAUUGAUAUAAAGAAAAUCAAAGCCAAUCAAGCUAAACUAUAUGAAUACUAUUCCACUCCAGCGGUUAAUUUCUCAAUUUUCUGGCAAGAAUUAACUACAAAACGAUGUACUUAUUCAACUGGUUGUAACAAAUUAGAUGAGAUGAUUGAUGGAGGUAUUUACAGUGGUGAAAUCACCUCAAUAAUGGGCGAUUCAUGUUCCGGUAAAACUCAAUUUGUCCAUCAUAUGGCCGUACAAAUGGCGACCCAAGAAAAAGAUGUCAUUUAUAUUGACACCGAUGGAUCAUUUUCGGCUGAACGAUUAAGCCAAAUGUACGAUGAAACAUAUUCCUUGAUGGACAAAGAAACUAUCCUCGAAAAGAUUCACGUAACACAAAUUUUUGGCCUUUAUAAUUUGUUAUCUGUUUUGGAUAAAUUAACGGAAGAAUUGAAGAGUAAACCUGAUGGAUCUUAUAACGAAGUUAAAUUAAUUAUCCUCGACUCAUAUUCAAAUCCGUUUGUAGACGUGUUAGACUAUCAUAGUAACAAUCAACGUGGUUGGAAUCAUGCGAAAAAACAAUCCUUGUUAAGUAUCAUUAGCGCUUAUAAUCGCGCUCUCAGGACCAUUGUAAUGAACCGUCCAGAUAUCGCCUUGAUAACGACCAAUCUUGACCUUAAAUUUGCCGAAAGACUUUGGCAUAAUAACUGUGGCCUAAUAGUAAACAUAGAGAAAAUUGAUUCGGAUAUUAGGGAAAUCUCUUGUGUUCAAAGUGAAAGAGUUAAUCAAUUAAAUUGUUGUCGAGUUAAAAUUGACAAAUCAGGUUUCACUGAUCAUAUCGAACUCAAUCAACCCGAUAUUGGACCAAAUGAAAUUUGAACGUUUCAAACCAAAUUGGAAAAAAGAUCAUUUAUUUUUGCAGAUUAAUGCGUCGAUGUAAAUAUAUGUACAGAAUUGGAUAAAAAAUAAGUGACAUUUAUGUACAAAGUUUGAGUUUUGCUCACUCUUGAAGAGGGAGAAUCCCAAUAAUGACAAACAUAAAAAAAGAGAGAGAGCGAGAGAGAAACAAUCAAGGGAGUUAAGAAACAUUAAAAUGGAACAUUAAUUUUACAUAAAGAAGGAAAAUUAAACGAACAAUUAAUUGUCCAAUUUAUGGAGAAAUUAAAACGAAAAAAGUACAAAAUGAGAGAGUACAAAUGUUUGUUAUUGGAAAGAAAAGAAAACAAAAUGUUGUAAAAUAGAUACAAAUUGACUUUGAUUGUGAUUAAAGUUAAUUUAGUUUCUUUUGCUAUUAUUGUUACACCUUGAAGUUCAAAUACAAUCAAACCUGAAAUUGUUAAUCUCAAUAUCUUUUUGAUUAAAAGUAAAUAAAUCACAUGAAAUCAAUCAAA
This is a messenger RNA of Panonychus citri (citrus red mite), 1560 nucleotides long. RefSeq names its product DNA repair protein RAD51 homolog 4-like. Gene Ontology annotation, cellular component: centrosome; Rad51B-Rad51C-Rad51D-XRCC2 complex; replication fork. Bases 62 to 1048 code for a protein of 328 amino acids. Gene Ontology annotation, molecular function: ATP-dependent DNA damage sensor activity; four-way junction DNA binding; single-stranded DNA binding. The transcript is spliced from 2 exons. The record is from RefSeq and is a predicted model, not a curated record. Gene Ontology annotation, biological process: reciprocal meiotic recombination; telomere maintenance; DNA strand invasion. NCBI's taxonomy places the organism in Eukaryota, Metazoa, Arthropoda, Arachnida, Trombidiformes, Tetranychidae.